AUGGCUCACAUGCAGGAUUGGCCGCUGCAAGUCAGCAGCCCUGAGACUAAACUUGUCCCUCUACAGGAGCCGACCGGCAAUGAAAGCAACCUCCAGCCUGCAACCGGGAUAGCGCCAUCUCACACUCUCAUUACACUUUCUACACUGCCAACAAUACCAGUUCCCCGUCCUACAGCAGUCUUUUUAUCAGCAGAGGUGGUAGAGCUCGUAAAGAAUGAAGCCUGUGUACGAAUGGUUAGGAUCAUCCUCAACGAAACGUUCUUCCCUGCCAAUGAAGCAACUCUCAACACAAUGGCCGAAAAAGCACUCGACGAGGCGAUCACUCAAAGUUCAAAUGCAGUAGACCUCAAGAAAUGGAAGAUGCAAUUGGAGGGUCAACACGAAAUAAGGAGGCUCAAGGGGAUUCUGACAAGAAUCCGAAAUGAGUUUAAGGACCUCGCGCUCACCUCAGUAAUCAAUGCCUAUUUCCUGGAUCUUGCAAUCAACAAGCGCGGUUCAGCGCGCGCAGCACUAAGGAUUGAACGGAUCCAUUCGCUGCUCGCGAACAAUUCGUUCCUUCAUGGCUUCAUGAUGCUGAUCGAGAGUGAUGGCCAGCUCAGGCCAUUCAACAUCCCAUUUGGAAGUAAUGCGAUCAUCAAUAUGUUAGAAAUCAUCCUGUCGGAGAAGCAGUACCAUUGUUUCGUUUUCUACGAUGGCUCCGAAAGGUGGAAAAAUUGCCUUAUGAACUUAAUCUCCUUUAUCAGCACCACUUUUAAAUGGGCACUGAGACGGUACUCAAUGGGCAGAUUGCCAGCUGCCGAGUUCGUGACUGCAGAAAACGCAGCUUUCUAUCAAGCUGUCUCACGUCAGAUGUAUCAGAUGAGCCCUCUUGCAAUGAUCUAUUUUGAUGGGCUGUUGGUUGAUCUUCGUGAUGCUUUUCGUACUUAG
Suillus discolor is the source of this 927-nucleotide messenger RNA. RefSeq lists its product as uncharacterized. The transcript has 3 exons. NCBI's taxonomy places the organism in Eukaryota, Fungi, Basidiomycota, Agaricomycetes, Boletales, Suillaceae. The record is from RefSeq and is a predicted model, not a curated record. Bases 1 to 927 code for a protein of 308 amino acids.